This is a messenger RNA of Leptomonas pyrrhocoris, 2792 nucleotides long. RefSeq names its product putative mitochondrial ATP-dependent Clp protease subunit, heat shock protein 78 (HSP78). The coding region runs from base 342 to 2792 and encodes 816 amino acids. Gene Ontology annotation, cellular component: cytoplasm. Gene Ontology annotation, biological process: cellular response to heat. NCBI's taxonomy places the organism in Eukaryota, Euglenozoa, Kinetoplastea, Trypanosomatida, Trypanosomatidae. The transcript has a single exon. Gene Ontology annotation, molecular function: ATP hydrolysis activity; ATP binding. The record is from RefSeq and is a predicted model, not a curated record.
AGGUCUCUACUUCUCACAGAGGACUUUCACUCACGAUAUCUUUAGCAGAAAGAGCAGUUGUUCCGCACGGCGCCAGCAAAGACGUGCGUCGUUUCCUCUGCUCUCUCCUGCACCUUCCCGGACUCCGCGUUCCGUAUUUUCACAGUUUUAACUUCUCUCCGCCGCUCAUAUUUAGCUCUCUUACUGGUCCUCUUGCUGCUUCAACAGACUGAAGCGCUUUCUGCCUAUUUCGUCCUCCCACAGCGCCGUAUUGACGUUGAAGAGGUGCGGCCGUUCACUUCGGCCUGUGCGUCGCCAUUUGUGUCCUUCUCGGAAGAACAAACAGAUAAAGAACGCAGAGGAUGAUGCGGAGGCUUCAUCUGAAGGCGGCGCGUGCCGCCAGCGCGACAUCGACCGCCUGCUUUGCGACGCCUCUCACCUCCUCCUUGCGUGCACCCACGCCGUGCCUGCGUGUCCCUGCGCUGUUGAACUCGGCCAACUCACAGGCGGUCUCCUCGCUGGUCGUUGGCCGCCGCUGGCAGUCGAGCAACGUCACGCCGUGGAGCGGCGGAGGCGGCGGCGGCAACAGCAGCGGGGACGGCGGUCAGCAGCAGGGCCGGUCGUGGGUGAACCCCAACGCUGUGCCGCCGGGUGAUUUUCUGAAGAAGUACGCGCGCGACCUGACGGAGGAGGCGAAGAUGGGUCGGCUGGACCCCAUCGUGGGCCGCGAGGAAGUCAUCCGUCGCACCAUCCAGGUGCUGUCGCGCCGCACCAAGAACAACCCCGUGCUGAUCGGUGAGCCCGGCGUGGGGAAGACGGCCAUCGUGGAGGGCCUGGCGCAGCGCAUUGUGAAGGGCGAGGUGCCGGAGAGCAUCAAGGAUCGGAAGGUGUACGCGCUCGACAUGGGCACGCUGGUCGCCGGGGCGAAGUUCCGCGGCGAGUUCGAAGAGCGCCUGAAGGGCGUCCUGAAGGACACGAUCGACUCGCACGGGAAGGUGAUUCUUUUCAUUGAUGAGCUGCACACCCUCGUCGGCGCGGGCUCCUCCGGCGACGGGUCGAUGGACGCGGCCAACUUGCUGAAGCCUUCGCUGGCCCGCGGGGAGCUGCACUGCGUGGGCGCCACAACGCUCGACGAGUACCGCCAGCACAUCGAGAAGGACGCCGCGCUCGCCCGCCGCUUCCAGUCCGUCCUCGUCACGGAGCCCACGGUGGAGGAGACCAUCUCCAUCUUACGCGGCAUCAAGGAGAAGUACGAGGCCCAUCACGGCUGCCUGAUCAAGGACGAGGCCCUCGUCUACGCCGCUGUCAACUCCCACCGCUACCUCUCCGACCGCCGCCUGCCCGACAAGGCGAUCGACCUCAUCGAUGAGGCUUCCAGUCGCCUGCGCAUGCAGCAGGAGUCGAAGCCCGAGGCGCUGGACCUGAUUGAGCGCGAGCUCAUCCGUCUGAAGAUUGAAGCGGAGGCGGUGAAGAAGGACAAGGACGAGCUCGGCAAGGAGAAGCUCAACAACAUCUACGAACGCAUCUCGGAGAAGCAGAAGGAGUACGACGCGCUGGAGGAGCGGUGGAAGAAGGAGAAGUCGCUGUUCCAGAAGAUCAAGCAGAGCACCGAGGACCUCGACGUGCUGCGGCACCACCUCGAGCAGGCGAUGAGCGCCGGCGACUUUGCCAAGGCCGGCGAGAUCCAACACAGCCAAAUCCCGAACCUGCGCAAGCAGAUCGAAAAGGACAAGCAGCUGGCCAGCUCGCAGCACUUCAUGGUGCACGACAGCGUGACCUCGAAGGAUAUCGCGGAGGUCAUCGCGCGUGCCACCGGCAUCCCAGUGGCGCAGCUGAUGACUGGAGAGCGUGAGAAACUGAUCCACAUGGACGCGGCGCUGAAGAAGACCAUCAUGGGCCAGGACGCGGCCAUCGAGUCCAUCACCAACGUCGUGCGCAUCUCUCGCGCCGGCCUGCACUCGCACAAGCGCCCCCUCGGCUCCUUCCUCUUCCUCGGCCCCACCGGUGUGGGUAAGACGGAGGUGUGCAAGAGUCUGGCAAAGUUCCUCUUCGACGACGAGUCCUUCAUCUGCCGCAUUGACAUGAGCGAGUACAUGGAGCGGCACUCGGUGCACCGCCUCAUCGGUGCCCCGCCGGGCUACGUGGGCUAUGAGGAGGGCGGGGAGCUGACGGAGUCGGUGCGGCGGCGCCCCUACCAAAUCGUCCUCUUCGACGAGUUCGAGAAGGCGCACCCGAGCGUGUCGAACAUCCUGCUGCAGGUGCUCGACGAGGGCCACCUCACCGACAGCCACGGCCGCCGGGUGGACUUCAAAAACACCAUUAUCAUACUCACCUCAAACAUCGGGGCGGAGGUGAUCGCACGGCUGCCGGAGGGAGAGCCGAGCAGCGUGGCGAUGCCGGCCGUCAUGGAGCAGGUGCGCCAGCGUAUGACGCCGGAGUUCAUCAACCGGCUGGACGACAUCAUCAUGUUCAACCGCCUCAGCCGCGACGACAUCCGCCGAAUUGUCGAGAUUCUCUUUGCGCAGGUGCAGACGAUGCUGACGGAGCAGAACAUUCGACUGCAGGUGCCGAAGGAGGUCUACGACUGGUUUGGUGUGAACGGCUACAGCGUCGUCUACGGCGCGCGACCGUUGAAGCGGCUUGUGCAGAGCGAGCUGCUGAACCAGCUAGCGCUGAUGCUGCUCGAUGGCCGCGUUCGCGAAGGCGAAGACGUGAAGCUGACGGUGAAGAACAACGCGGUCGUUGUCGUUGCGAAUCACAGUUUGUCACCGGAGAAGGGGUUGAGUGAUGCGCAGCUGCUCUCUGAGAAGUGA